Spodoptera litura is the source of this 5968-nucleotide messenger RNA. The record is from RefSeq and is a predicted model, not a curated record. NCBI's taxonomy places the organism in Eukaryota, Metazoa, Arthropoda, Insecta, Lepidoptera, Noctuidae.
UAUUAGAUAAAUAAAUAUUACAGUCGUGAGCGCCGGACGCACGGGGUGGGGGCGACACUUGCAGGCGUCAGCCGUGCCGUGCGGACGUGCGAUCACGACCACUAAACUACUGAGUUUUGCUAUUUAUUUAAACUACCCUAACACUUACCCCUAGUGACGGAGGACGUCACACGUGGCGACGAGUCUUUGGGUAAGUGUUUUUUUUACAAAACGAAAAAAAAAGAGAGAAAAGAUAGGUGGAACAGUUUGGUGCAAUCUGUGUACCUAGAUAUUUGUAAAUAACAAUUUAUUGAUAAGCGCCUAUGGUUGCUUUGCUAUGUAUGGUGUUCCGUGGUACCUACCGGUUUGUUGUGAUGGAAACAAUGCGUGCAAGCUACAAAUAACAUAUACAUAAAUAAUCCGUUAAAUUACAUGUUAAAAUCGGCCAAGUUAUACGCGUAUUACUUACAUCAAUUAUCGUGUAUUCGAGCAAUACUAAAUAAUAUUCUAUGUAGAUAUAUUUUUAAUGUAAGUGAAUACUUUAUUCCUACCUAAGAAUCUUUAAUGUGCGACUAGAGUGAGACUAUUCAUAAGUAUGUACUUGAAAGUGGUUCACAUGAAUAAAGAGAUUAUGAGGUUUGAAGUUAAUAAAUAACUAACGUUUUCAAACGUAGCCUAUCGAUUUCCCACAAUACCUACAAAAAAAAAAAAUUGUAGUGAAUUUUAUUGAUCACUGCCUGAUAUUAUAAAUUAUAACAAAGUAACAAACAGUAAGGAACAUUUUGCCCUUAUUAUUGUAAUUAAAAACCGUUUCACACGCUUUGUAUAAACUUAUCAUCCCGCGUUAAUAACAUAUCACGGGGUAGGUAGAUACAAAAGAGCGGUAGGCACGUGAAUGCUUAAUCUAGCGAUAUUUUGAUACUUGUUAUUGCACUGGGCGGGUUCCUGCCGGUGUACGAUGAAUCACUCGUUACCUCUUCGCCGAGUAGUAAGUCUAUAAGACUGGUACUAAGUAAACAAUAAUACAAAAAAUACAUUUGCACUCGUGAUCUUCGACGAGCCAAACAAGUUAUUACUAUUAUGUGUAUCAAAGAUAAAGGCAAGGUUCAAAUAUGCAUUUAUUUACAAGUAGUAAAUUGACAAUGUCAAUUGGUACUAACGAGAAUUAUUGAGGUUGUGAUGUUACCGACUUAUCCGUGAACUGAUUGAUGCCAGGAAUAGUUUCCAUUUUGCAAGAAAAAUAAUCAAUUAGUUUUUAGAAUGUAUAUUCUUUGAAAAUGCCACAUUAUGCAUGUAUGUAUUAUACAUGUAUAUAUAUAGAGAAAAACUACUAAAUAGUAGUGUUUAAGUUUUAGGUGUUAUUUUCCAUUUAUGGCACUGUAAAUUAUAAUUACUUUAAAUUUUCUUUGUGAAAUAAAUAAUACCUACAUACUAUAACUGUAUGUUGUCACAAGGAAUAAAAUAAAACACGGACUGUUUUAUGGUCGUAUUAUAUUUAAGGCAAAGAUUAAAUAUUAAGAAAUUAAAAUUAUUGCUAUUCGCGGAUGGGUGCAUCUACAUACUCAACAGUAAACUGGCUGGAUCAGUUUGUAUUAACAAAUGAAUGAUUAAACACUAGUAGUAACUGAUGAUGCAGUGGUACUAAAGAUAAUUUUGAAACCAGUAGUAACUGAUGAAGUCAGUGGUACUAACGAUAAAUCUCUGUCGCAGGUCGCCCCAAAAUGUCUCAGAUACCACCUCUAGAGACCUUCGAUUGCGAAGGCGACCCUGUUUCUGUGGGUUUGCGCUGGGAAAAGUGGAAGCGAGGGCUAGACAUUUUCCUGCUUGCGUCGGAUACAACUGAUUCUGAAAAGAAAAAGGCUACCUUACUUCACUUGGGGGGACUGACGCUCCAAGAAAUAUAUUACAAUAUACCAGAUGAUGAAGAGGUAGAGGAUGAAAGAGAUGCAUACGAAUUGGCAAUUAAAAAACUAGACGUAUAUUUCUCGCCAAAACAGAGUAAAAUCUAUGAACGACAUUUGUUUAGGCAAAUUAAGCAAGAGCCCGAUGAAAAAUUCGAGAAAUUCCUGGUGCGAUUGCGUCACCAAAGUAGUAAAUGUAAAUUUAUAAGCAAAGAGGAUAAUAUUAUUGACCAGAUAGUAGAGAAAUGUAGUUCAAAAGAUCUUAGGAAGAAAAUACUUACCUUAGGUGACGAUGUAACUCUCGACAAAAUUAUAUCACUAGCCAGUGCUAUAGAGGCAGUGGACCGCCAACUUACUGGCUAUAAUUAUGAAUCCAAAAAUGCCACUAUUAAUAGAAUCGAGCAAAAUACCAAGUCCUUAGAGAAUACAGGAUGUUCACGAUGUGGUAGCAUACAGCAUAGUGAGGAGAGUAAUGUUUGUCCAGCUAAAGCCAAACAAUGUUUGAAAUGCGGAUUUGUUGGGCAUUUCAGGAAUAAAUGCAAAACACGGGCAAGCAAGCGAAAACCCCCAAUUCCGAACACAAACAAAUAUCCAAACAAAAAACGUAGAUUAUCAACUAAGAAUAACGACAAGGCUGAAACUAAAAAUACAAAUAAACCGAGUUCUUCAAAAACGGAUGUCAAUUACAUAUUUCAUAUCGAUGAUGACACUACAUUAAAGUGCAAUUUGGGUGGUGUUCAUGUUGACAUGGUUGUAGACUCCGGCAGUAAAUGCAAUAUCCUUAGUGACAAAACUUGGGACCGUUUAAAGAAAUGCAAAAUAGAUGUAAAAAAUCAAAUAGCUAACCCGGACAAAACAUUUGUCGCAUAUGGCAGCAAAGAACCAUUAACGGUGGUCGGGUCAUUUGACACAAAUAUUCGUAUAGGAGACCAGGUACGAGCGGGAACCUUCUAUGUUGUUAAAGAUGGCACAAGUGACCUUCUGGGGAAAGACACUGCCAUUUCACUUAAGGUUCUCAAGAUCGGUCUAGGUAUUAAUUUGGUAAGUGAAUACAAUUUUCCUAAAAUUAAAGACUUACAGCUUACUAUUUCUAUUGACAAGUCUGUAAAACCUGUAGCUCAGCCAUGCCGCAGAGUGCCCAUACCCUUAGAGGAAAAAAUUAACAAAAAAAUCGACGAGCUGGUGAAAUUAGACAUCAUUGAGCCUGUAAAUAAUCCUUCAGGUUGGGUUUCACCUAUCGUGCCGGUACUUAAAUCUGAUGGUGACGUUAGGAUAUGUGUAGACAUGCGAUGCGCUAACAAAGCUAUCAUUAGGGAAAAUCAUCCUUUACCUACAAUGGAUCAACUACUUCCAAAAUUUAGAAAAGCACGUGUUUUUACAAAACUUGAUAUUAAGGACGCAUUCCAUCAGGUUGAGAUAAGUGAAGAUUCUAGAGAUAUUACAACAUUCAUCACGGGACGAGGCCUUUAUCGUUACAAAAGAUUAAUGUUCGGAAUAUCUUGUGCACCGGAACAUUUCCAAAAAAUUUUAGAAAGAAUUCUUUUACCAUGUGACGGUGUUGUUAAUUUUAUAGAUGAUAUAGUAGUGUAUGGCAAGGAUGAUUCCGAACAUAAUACUAGGCUUACGAAGGUUCUCAAUAUUUUCAAAGAUAAGAAUAUUCUUCUAAACCAGGAUAAGUGCGUCUUUAAUGUUAAGGCUAUAAAGUUUUUAGGCCAUGAAUUAUCCCCUGAUGGUAUCAAGCCUUUGGAUAAAUAUAGAAAAGUGGUAGACAAUUUUAGAGAACCCAUUUGUAUUGAAGAAGUACAAAGUUUCUUGGGACUUAUAAAUUAUGUAAACAAAUGGAUUCCCGACCUGGCCACUAAAUCAGAACCCCUGAGAAAUCUCCUUACCUUAAAGCUAGGUAAAAAUGCAAAUAUUUCUCCUUACUGGGGACCCAAACAAGCUAAGUCGUUUUUAGAAUUAAAGAAAUCUUUGAGCAAUAUUCACACACUCGGGUACUACGACCCAAAUGAUAAAACAAUCGUAAUGGCAGACGCCAGCCCUGUAGGGUUAGGUGCAGUUCUCAUUCAGUCUGACAGUGAUGGACCACGCGUAAUUGCUUAUAGCAAUAAAAGCCUUACCGAAGUUGAAAAACGCUAUUGUCAAACUGAAAAAGAGGCUCUGGCGCUAGUUUGGGCAGUAGAACAUUUUAGAAUGUAUCUUUAUGGAAAAGAAUCCUUUGAUUUGAUAACCGAUCACAAGCCGCUGGAGGUUAUAUUUGGUAAUAAAUCAAAACCAUGCGCUAGGAUUGAGCGUUGGGUGCUGCGUCUUCAAGCGUACAAUUUCAAGGUAUUAUUUAGACCAGGGAAGACUAACAUUGCGGAUUGUUUAUCUCGUUUAUGCGCCGUGGAUAACCCCCAGCCGUUUGAAAAUGGUUAUCAUGUAAAUCAAAUUGUCCAGUACGCGAGACCUUGCGCAAUAGGUAUGGAUUUACUUAUAAAUGCAUCUUUACGUGAUCAUGAAAUAAAACUAGUUAAAGAAGCAUUGUCAUCAGACAACUGGGACCCAUUAAUAAAUAGUUACAGAAUAUUUCGAACAGAGCUCUGGAUGCACGACGACCUUUUGCUGAGAGGUAAUAAAAUCGUUAUCCCACAUGAAUUACGUGGUCAAGUACUGGAGGCAGCUCAUGAGGGACAUCCUGGCAUUGUUGCGAUGAAGGCACGACUACGCACUAAGGUAUGGUGGCCAAAAAUAGACGUUGAUGCCGAAAGACUAGUUAAAAGCUGUAAGGGUUGUACUUUGGUGUCAGCGCCUAACCCUCCACUGCCAAUGAAACGCCGUGAGCUGCCAUCACAAGCCUGGAUUGACGUUGCAAUUGACUUUCUAGGUCCGCUACCGAGUGGGCAUUAUUUAUUUGUAAUAGUUGAUUACUUCAGUAGAUACAAAGAGAUUAAGGCUAUGAAAACAAUAACAUCUGCUGAAACUAUCAAAAUAUUAAAAGAGAUUUUUUCUAGAUUAGGAACACCAUCAAGUAUAACCGCUGAUAACGGGAAACAAUUUGUCAGCGCGGAUUUUAGGUCAUUUUGUCUCGAACUUGGUAUAAAUAUACAUUUUACAACUCCCUACUCCCCUCAACAAAACGGAGAAGUUGAGCGGCAGAACAGGGACAUUUUAAAACGUCUUCGCAUAAGCCAAAGUCAAAAGUCAAAUUGGCAAGAAGACUUAUUGUUGUAUCUAUCCAUGUAUAAUAGUACCCCCCACUCGACCACAGGCAAAACUCCGGCAGAACUAUUUUUCGGUAGACAGUUUAGAGACAAAAUACCAUCUCUUAUAAAUAUAGAAAAUCCUUUUACAUCAGAAGUAAAGGAUAAAGAUAAAAUAAUGAAAGAAAAGGGGAAGGGAUAUGAGGAUAGGAAAAGGAGAGCUGAGGAUAUGGAUAUAGGUAUUGGUGAAAAAGUGUAUAUAAAAAAUAUGACUAAGGAAAACAAACUUGUAACAAACUUUGACCCAACGCCUCAUACUGUCAUAAAUAGUAAGGGGCCAGAAUAUAACAUAAGGAAUGAUCAUACUGGGCAGGAGUUAAAAAGAAACAUCAUCCAUCUUAAAAGAGUAGAAGGCCAGUGGGAAGUAUGUUCAGAAAAUAAAACCAAUUUAGUUGUUAGUGAUCAGAGCGGGGAUAGCGACUGAAUUUAAAAUAACGAUGCAUAUAAUUAAAUUAAUAGCAACAUAAUUAUUUACAGGAGGCGUUAAACAUAAAUCAAGUACCAAACCGGAUAUGAUACACCGUCUCGUUCACUUUAUAAAUGUGUCUUCUGUAUGUUGAUUUGUUAUUUUGAUAAAUUAGAUAUCAUGUGUCAAAGAAAAACUGAUUACUGUAACUAUUAAGUAACAAGUAUAAUUAUUAUGCCCUAGUUUAAUGUUGAUUAUAAUUUAGUUUUAAAUCAUAGGGUUCUGCUUAAAGAAAGAAUUGUGAUUUGAAAAAAAGGGAAAGGUGUGACGUAUUAGAUAAAUAAAUAUUACAGUCGUGAGCGCCGGACGCACGGGGUGGGGGCGACACUUGCAGGCGUCAGCCGUGCCGUGCGGACGUGCGAUCACGACCACUAAACUAC